AAUAUCUCUUGACUGGAAUAACGGACCAAACUAUGCACAAAGACAGGCAGCUGAAAGGAAAGAGAGAUUGCGUGACGCUCCAAUUCGCGCAAUCGCAUUUCAUAUUUAUUCAUUUACUUCGCACGCGAAUUUGCAUAGUCAUGGUUGAAGUCCGUGUGAUAUGAUAGCAUUCACCAAGAGAUUUGACAGCUUUAAUGAUCGUGUGAACAGCCUGGUACAUGAAUGCCUGCGCUACACUUAGAACAGAGAGAAAUUCAGGGAACAAGGCACAUGCGUGAGGAGAAACAAGGUUACUACUCAGAUUUGAAAGUCUUUGGUUCAGAAGCUAAUGGCGGUCGUCCUUUCUUGGAGAUGUGUUUUCCUGUCCUUCACUGUUCUCAUGUGUAUUUUAUUAACGUCAUUUUAUCUUUUCUUUCCACAGACAAACAGUCAUUAUGACCCCUUCCUUCUUUUUAAACGAGACAUUGCUAAGGAACUGAAUGUAAUCCACCUGGAAAUGCGAAAGUUGGUCGUCCAAAAGCAAGCACCGUCACCGAGAUUGGUUCAACGACUAGGGGAAAUAGUCAAAGGCCUAGACAACACACUGCAAACAGCGAGCACUCCUGAAAUAGUUAGCAAGUAUGGUAGCGUGGAUGUGUGUCCAGAUGAAUACAGAGGGGCAAAGUUUGGCUACCCAUAUUACGCCACGGGCUGGGUUAUCACCAACUGUACUAACGCUAAACCAAUUAAUUCUGUGAUAACUAUUUUAAUAAACACUGUUGCAUAUCCUAAGGAAGACGAGAACAAUAUUGAAAAGGUUUUAAAGGGGGUUACAGAGACCUAUCCUACAGUUCAAGUUCAUUUAGCUACGCGUGGUAACGAAAUUAUGGACAUGGCCAAAAGGUACAAAAAUAUUAAUGUUACGAAAGUCAGUGAUACAAACCUAGGCAAAGGAUGGAACAUGUUGAUAAGAAAAGUAUCUACUCCUUACGUUCUCGUUGCAAGAGAUGUUUUUCACUUCACCUGGCUUACCCAACUUGAGAGGCAAAUACGUGUGGUCAGUCAGAUACCAAAUGUGGGAGUUGCAGGUGGAUCUUACCGUAACUUUUCAGGUCACUGGAAAGCGGGCUGUGUGCAAACUACAAUGAAAAAUUACGUCCUGGAAUACCAGGAAGGUUAUUAUCACUCAAGAAACGAGUGCAUGUUCUGUGAUUAUCUGCAGGGUCCUUUCGUUGCAAAAACAAAGCUGUUGAAGUUUGACGAGAGUCUUCCAAAUGAAGUCAUUUUUGAAGACUGGUUUUUGCGUGUUGUUGAAGAUGGACACCUGACAAUGUCAUGUCCAGACGCUAUGUAUUUCACGACAGAUUACAGUUCGUAUUCCAAAAAUAAUGAUAAAAACAUGUGGAAACCUUUGGCUAAGAAGUGGGAGCUUAAUCGAGUGUUACUGCCCCAGGGGGUGAAGCAUUCCUUUUCCUGUAAGGAUGUUGGAUUCCAGUGCGCUGCCGAAAGCCAUUUACUCCCAGUUUGUUGCCAGGAGGAGUAUGCAGAUGCAUUGGCCUUUCUUCAACGGUUUGCCGAUGAGAACAAUAUUACAUUCGAGCUUGAUACUGGUUCCGCGUUAGGUGGUGUUAAGUUCAGUGGACUCAUUCCUUGGGACAUAGAUGGAGACGUGAUUGCUUUAACAUCAGACAUCAAAAUCUUUGGCAAGAGAGAAACAGGGGAUUACUUUCGCAAAAAUGGUUACAAUCUUACCGGGUAUCAAUCGACGGGGUCUAAGUAUGUCGAUAUUAAAUUCAAUGGAUUCGACAUCGAAGUAUGGGGCAUGUCGAUUGUGACAAACACUCAGUACCUCCCCCCGGAGCUACAAAACCGUGCAAAGUUCACCAAAGCGAACAUUCGGGGUAACUGGAUUGAUACGGCGUUUAGUCCUGGUUUGUUCUCAAGAAACCGAUAUGGAAGAGAGAUCCUAAAGCAUUCCCAAUCUUGGCGAAAAGUGAAAUUAGAAAGCAGUUUUUCUGACUAUAAUCCUGGCAGCUUUGAACCUUGCGAGAAACCAGACCAUCAUGCUUGCUUACAAAAUUUCCCUGCCGACGGUAACAUUCCAUUUUUGGUAACAUAGCAAGGCUUAGAUACCGUAAUAGCCCACGUGUAAGAACCUGAAUUUUUCAGUUUAGCCUAAAUAGGUUCUUAUAUAAAUGGUACUUAAAGCAUAUUUAGGCUACCAAGGUUCUUAAAAUAGGUUCUUAUAUUUUCAUAUGAAUUUCAUCUGAAUACACUAUAUAUAUUAGAAAUAUCAUCUCAUAGUACAGUUUAUUAUAUGGAGAAGAGUGUUUUACUGGGAACUAAACCACUCGUAGAUUCCAUACGCCACUUCAUCCGGG
Molecule: messenger RNA, 2360 nt
Organism: Orbicella faveolata
Lineage: Eukaryota; Metazoa; Cnidaria; Anthozoa; Scleractinia; Merulinidae
Source: RefSeq, a predicted model, not a curated record